UACUAACGCGUCGAACCCAGUUGAAGGACUUAUAAAAAUCACAAAUAAUACGACCAAGUUCUUUACAUUGUUGUCCACAGAUUUUUGUUAUUAUUGUUUGCCCAUCUUCUUCAUCAAGCCAUGCAGCAGCGUUCAGCAUCGACAGCCAAGAACUUGGUUCGUAAAAUCUGGAACCACCACAACCAAAUCCAAUCCCUCAGACGACCACCCUGUGAUGUCUUCAUUAAUCAUCGUUGCAUCGAUACCAAGAGGACCAUCUCCGGGUUGCUCUUCGAUCAUCUUUCUAGACUCAGGCUCCAUCCAUUUUUGGAUAGCAAGAACAUGAGACCUGGUGACAAAUUAUUUGACAGCAUUGAUCGAGCUAUCCAUGAAUGCAAAGUUGGGAUUGCUGUGUUUUCGCCGCGUUAUUGCGAGUCAUACUUUUGCCUCCAUGAAUUGGCUUUGUUAAUGGAGACAAAGAAAAGAGUUAUACCUAUAUUUUGUGAUGUCAAGCCAUCUCAGCUUCAUGUUAAGGAUAACGGGCGUUGUCCUCCCAAAGAGCUGCAAAGGUUUGCCUAUGCUCUUGAAGAGGCAAAGUACACCGUUGGACUUACAUUUGACACCCUCGAAGGGGAUUGGUCUAAAUUCUUGACAACCGCUGCGGAGGCCGUCGUUCAUAAUUUGAUCGAGGUGGAUGGAGAAGAAACACACAAGGAGCGUAAAUAUUUUAUGAAGAAUUAUUUCUGAGAAAUCAAGAUGAAGCACACAUAAAUGCAUCCAAAACCACAUGCAUCGUGACUUGAUUAAAUAAGCAUGAAAUUUUUUCAUUUGUUAAUUUUUGUAACGAUCAAUUGUUCAUUCGGAGAUUUUUUUGUUGUUUGUAAUUGUAAACAAUAGAAAAAACAAAAUACAAAGAGACCAGAGACUAUAGAGCUAGCGAGGUAAAAAUCUAACAAUGUUCAUAUGUUCAUGUUCAAAUAAAUUUUUUUUUGGUAUGUUUGUGUUUGUAUUCCAUUUCUUUUGUUCUUAUGAAUGCAUU
This is a messenger RNA of Populus trichocarpa (black cottonwood), 1018 nucleotides long. RefSeq names its product TIR-only protein. Bases 121 to 726 code for a protein of 201 amino acids. Lineage: Eukaryota; Viridiplantae; Streptophyta; Magnoliopsida; Malpighiales; Salicaceae. The transcript is spliced from 2 exons. Gene Ontology annotation, biological process: signal transduction. The record is from RefSeq and is a predicted model, not a curated record.